Molecule: messenger RNA, 2178 nt
Organism: Macaca mulatta (Rhesus monkey)
Lineage: Eukaryota; Metazoa; Chordata; Mammalia; Primates; Cercopithecidae
Source: RefSeq, a predicted model, not a curated record
CCACGCCUUCUUUUGCUUUCAUCUUUCUCAUUGACCAAUGGGCUUGGAUCAUUAAGGCCACACCCCUAUUCUGCAUUCUAGUGGGGCCCUGGUUACGCCUCCUCUGGCUCAGUCACACAGCUGCCUGGUAGGUGACUGGAGGUAUUUGGCAGUCAUUGCUGGGAUUUUGCUGAUAUGGCACCAACCCUGCCUGCCUUCCCACCUCAUGAUGGCUGAAGAAACUCAACAGAGCAAAUUGGCUGCAGCCAAGAAAAAGUUAAAAGAGUAUCAGCAGAGGAACAGCCCUGGUGUUCCAGCAGGAGUGAAGAGAAAAAAGAAAAACACAGCAGUAACCCUGAGACAACCACUUCUGGUGCUUUCCACUCACCUGGAGAUGAUUCCCAGCUCCGCCCCAAACUUGCACCUCGAAUCCAUCCAGGUACUGAGCAGAAAAAGGGUCCUCCUAUGGUAUAGGUUGGCCCUGAGACCCUAGCAAUGGCUACUGGUGCUGAGGAGGCAUUGUGCUGGCUUCCGUGACCCAGCAUGUCUGCCAGAAGGGUGAGGCUAGAUGCGGCUCUGCCAAGAGGCCUGAAGGACAAGACAGCAGCUUCCAUCAAGGACCAGGGACUAAUUCAAUCUCUUCUUGACAGAUGCUUUUUGACGCUGAUAGGCCUGGCCUCUCUCAUUUCUCCCCCCCAACACUGCCCUCUCUUUCACCUCCUUCGCCUGUCUUAAAGACUCUUGAAGAUGUCACAUCAGGCAAAUGCUGAGUUGUCAGAGAAGGAGGUGGAGCCCUAACAGAACAUUAAGGCUAGUCAACAAAAACUGACAAAAGGGAUGGAGAUCUGAGGCCUGUUUUGUAAGGAGAUGCAUUCUGUCUCCAGUAAAGGAAAGAAGACUAGAAGGAAAGAGGGAGGGGAGAAGCGAAGAGAAAUCCUUCUAAUGUACCAGAUGUGUCCUGACAUGUCAUAUGUCUAGCUCUCCACAAAGCUCCAAGACAAAUUGCAUAUGCCUGAUGAACAGGAAGUGGGCAUGGCUGUGAGUUUUGAAACUAGGGAAAGCUGCCAGCCUGCAUCACAGUUAAACUAAAAUGGUCCCUAAACGACUUUUGGUUGAACAUGUUGGUUAACUUAAUUUCACGCUCAUAUGCUACAGUUUUAUAACACAGACUUCCAAAUGAUUACUUUAUUGGCCCCAGGAAGCAUAAUGCACAUAAGCUUUUAAUUUGCUCAAUAUCAUUGCAGUUUGUCUUAAAUAGAUAAAUCAUUGGUAUCCACUGAUGACCUUAGAUUUCACCAUCACCCAAGUUUCAAGUUUGAAAUUCUAAAAAUACUGCCAAGCUGAAGACAUUGGAAGGUCAUAUGUUGGAACAGGAAAUUUACAAUAAAAGAAAUGCAAAUUGCCAGCAAACAUAGAAAAAUAUGUUCACAAAAAUUGAUGGUUAAGUAAAUAUAAGUUGAAAGGACAACAAAAUAUCAUUUUCAUUCAAAAAAAGUCUGAUAAUCCUUACUUUGGAAAAGAUGUGAGGAAAUAGGGACCCUGUUACACUGUUGCUGUGAUUCUAAGUACAACCAUUUUCAAACUGCCUUGGCUCAAUCUAUUCAAACUGGAAAUGUAGGUGCGUUUUGAUUCAGAUUUUGUAAUGCCAUGAAUUUUCCUACUGCUGUACUUGUAUAUGUUUGAAUUCUAUGGAGUGGUCAAAAUACAUGAGCAGGAUCUACAUAGAGCAACAUGAAAUGGCUUCAGAAAUAUAAUGUGCAUGAAAAAAAGUCUUUUAAAAAAUGAAUUUAUAGCAUAAUUAAAUUAAUAUAAAUAAAAAUCACUCUAAACAACAUUAUAUGCUUGGAGACAUACAUAUAUGGAAAUGAAAAAAAGAUGGAUAGGAAGUGAUUACAUUCUAUACAAGAGAGUGGAUGUCCGUGGUCAGAAUGAUAGCGUUAAGAAGGGGGGAUAAGUAAAAAACAAUAAUAUAAUUUUUUAAAAAAUUAAGGAGAGGUGCUGUAAGGAUAAUAACUAUAUGGCCUUAGUAAGGAGCAUGAUUGAUUCAUUCCAAUACAACUGAGGUCUGCAAAAAGAAAAAUUAAAAGCGAUAACCAAAAAAGUCCCUAAUUAUUCUUGCCUAAGGAAAUUAAAGUGUAAGCUCAAAAAUGUUAACUGAGGCAAUUUAUUGUAAUAGGAAUAAAUUGGAAGCAUUCUAAA